Dichomitus squalens LYAD-421 SS1 is the source of this 1239-nucleotide messenger RNA. Its product is annotated as thiolase. Gene Ontology annotation, biological process: fatty acid beta-oxidation. The record is from RefSeq and is a predicted model, not a curated record. The coding region runs from base 1 to 1239 and encodes 412 amino acids. Gene Ontology annotation, molecular function: acetyl-CoA C-acetyltransferase activity. The transcript is spliced from 6 exons. Lineage: Eukaryota; Fungi; Basidiomycota; Agaricomycetes; Polyporales; Polyporaceae.
AUGUUUGCAGCUCGUAUAACCAUCCCUUCUUCAGCCUCUCGUCCCUUCCUCCGACACCUUCGACGCAACAUGCGUCACGAAGCCGUCAUUGUUGCCGCGUCUCGCACGCCUGUCGGCUCUAUUAACGGUUCCUUGAAGGCCUUGACUGCGCCCCAGCUUGGCUCUAUCGCGCUCAAGCAUGCGUUCGAGAAGUCGGGUGUCAAGCCCGAGUCUGUUGAGGAGAUCUACUUCGGCAACGUCGUCCAGGCCGGUGUUGGCCAGUCACCAGCACGCCAGGUCGCCAUCGGCGCCGGCGUGCCCUCGCGCUCAGACGCGACCACUAUCAACAAGGUCUGCGCUUCCGGACUCAAGGCUGUCAUGCUCGCUGCGCAGAGCAUCGAGUCUGGCUACAAGAGCGUCGUCGUCGCGGGUGGUAUGGAGAGCAUGAGCAAUGCACCAUUCCUCAUCCCUCGCACGAACCCGGUCUACGGCAAGUUCACUGCUCUAGACUCGCUUGAGAACGAUGCGCUGUGGGACGUCUACAACAAGAUCGCGAUGGGUGUCUGCGGUGAAAGCGCGGCCGAGAAGCACGGCAUCACGCGCGAGGCUCAGGACGCCCACGCCAUCGAGUCCUACAAGCGUGCCGAGCGUGCGUGGAAGGCGGGACAGUUCAAGGAGGAGAUCGCACCCGUGGUGAUCAAGGGCAAGAAGGGCGACGUCGUCGUCGAGGAGGACGAGGAGUACAAGCGCGUCAUCUACGAGAAGGUUCCCACCCUCCAGCCCAGUUUCAAGAAGCCCAACGGCACCAUCACUCCCGCGAACUCGUCUAGCCUGAACGACGGCGCCUCUGCGCUCAUCCUCAUGUCGGCGGAGAAGGCACGCGAGCUUGGCAUCAAGCCUCUCGCGAAGGUUGUUUCGUACGCCGACGCUGGUGUCGAUCCCAUCGACUUCCCGGAGGCACCCACCUUUGCACUCCCCACAGCCCUUGAGCGCGCAGGCCUGAAGGUCGACGAUAUCGCGCACUUCGAGAUCAACGAGGCGUUCUCCGUUGUUGUCCGUAUUGCCGAGAAGAAGCUCGGUAUUGACCCCGCGAAGAUCAACCCUCAUGGUGGUGCGGUCGCCCUUGGUCACGCUGUCGGUAACUCCGGUUCGCGUAUCCUCGUCACCCUCGUCCACUCUCUGAAGUCUGGGGAGUAUGGUGCUGCCGGUAUCUGCAAUGGGGGUGGCGCUGCGUCUGCUUUGGUCCUUCAGAAGUUGUAA